GGCCGCUCCUCCUCCCCCUCGACGGCGGCCCACGGUCCGGCCGCUUCCUUCCCGCGCUCCCUCGCCGCCCGUCGGGUGCACUCAUGAGGGCGUCGGUGUCUGGACCGGCGGCCGCCGCGGUCCCCACCGCUGGCCGCGAACCCUCGACGCCGGGCGCAGCGGGCGGGGGCGCCGUCGCCGUGGCCUCAGUGCCCGGCUCGGUGCAGCUGGCGCUGAGCGUGCUGCACGCCCUGCUGUACGCCGCGCUCUUCGCCUUCGCCUACCUGCAGCUGUGGCGGCUGCUGCUGUACCGGGAGCGGCGGCUCAGCUACCAGAGCCUCUGCCUCUUCGUGUGUCUCGUGUGGGCAGCGCUCAGGACCACACUCUUCUCGGCCGCCUUCUCGCUCAGCGGCUCGCUGCCCCUGCUGCGGCCGCCCGCCCGCCUGCACUUCUUCCCGCACUGGCUGCUCUACUGCUUCCCCUCCUGCCUCCAGUUCUCCACGCUCUGUCUGCUCAACCUCUACCUGGCGGAGGUUAUAUGUAAAGUCAGAUGUGCCACUGAACUUGACAAACACAAAAUUCUACUGCAUCUGGGCUUCAUACUGGCAAGCCUUCUCUUUUUAGUGGUGAACUUGACUUGUGCAAUGCUGGUCCAUAGAGAUGUCCCAGAAAGUCAGUUGAAAUGGACUGUGUUUGUCCGUGCAGUAAUUAAUGAUAGCUUGUUUAUUCUUUGUGCCAUCUCUUUAGUUAGUUACAUAUGCAAAAUUACAAAAAUGUCAUCAGCAAAUGUCUACCUCGAAUCAAAGGGUAUGUCUCUGUGCCAGACUGUCAUCGUAGGCUCUGUAGUCAUUCUUCUCUACUCUUCCAGAGCUUGUUAUAAUCUAGUAGUGAUCACCAUAUCUCAGGAUACAUUAGCAAGUCCAUUUCAUUAUGGCUGGGAUAAUCUUUCAGAUAAGGCUCAAGGAGAAGAUGUAAGUGGAGAAGACUAUAUCGUAUUUGGAAUGGUCCUCUUUCUGUGGGAACAUGUACCAGCAUGGUCAGUGGUACUAUUUUUCCGGGCACAAAGAUUAAACCAGAACCUGGCACCUGCUGGCAUGAUAAAUAGCCACAGCUACAGUUCCAGAGCUUACUUUUUUGACAAUCCAAGACGAUAUGAUAGUGAUGAUGACUUACCAAGACUGGGAAGCUCAAGAGAAGGAAGCUUGUCUAAUUCGCAGAGCUUGAGCUGGUACGGCACCAUGACUGGGUGUGGUAGCAGCACUUACACAGUCGCUCCCCACCUGAACGGACCUGUGACAGACACUGCUCCUUUGCUCUUCACGUGUAGUAAUUUGGAUAUAAGCAAUCACCAUAGCUUAUAUGUAACUCCACAAAACUGAUAGCAUUACCACGUCAGGAUUCCUGAAUUGUUUUUCAUGAAUAUGUAUGUAUAUUCGUCUUAAUUUCAUCUGCAUCAACAUUCCAUUAUCUGUUGCAACUGACAACUAAAUCUGGAAACAUGGCUGUGUUUGGAGAGCACAGCUGUUUCUUUUGCAUAAUAAAAUAAAUACAAAGUGUGGAGAAGGAGAAAGCGAUCAGAUAUUAAGGCACUUGAUGUCCUCCAAGCUUCCAACUGUGGAACAUCAAAUGCGUAUUUGCCUAUUUGCACCCUUACCCUUGUUCUGAAAAAAAGUCUUCAGUCCCCAAAGUCAUACCCGAAUAUUCCCACUAGAAUAUUAUUGUACACCAAAUUGGAAGGCAGUUUUUCCUAAAAGAUCAAAGCCUAUAUAUUCUGCAUUGAACCCUUACCUGAUUAAAGUGUGAGCAGUGUGCAGUUAAGGCAUAAAAGUUUAUCAUUAUUUAUAAAAAUCUACAACUAUGUGAUCAUUGAAGAUAGUUUUUUUAAGCAUGCUUUGAAAAAUGUCAAUUAAAAUUAGUCAAUCAUUUUCAACAGGUGAUAGUGGUAAUCCUUCACAGAGCUGACCAGCAGUGUUCUUUUGAGAAAUCACAGGAAUUUCUUCUAGAGGAAAAUUACAUCAAUGAAAAUUGUGUGGCUACUUCUGAGUAGAAUUGGUCAAGUGACUUGUGUAACUGAGAUAUAUUGUAGUUUAAGCAUGAUUGUUCCAGAAAGCAAUAGUGAUUUUUGCAUAGGGAGAUUUUGGUAGAAACUUCUUGGGACUGAACAAGUUUACAGAUGCAUUUAGGGAUUUUUCACAAAAUGUGCUAAGUUAAAACAGUAUGUUUUCAGAAGCAUUCAAUUUAUCUGAAACAAGAUGGAACUAAUCUUUACUGAAUCAAGAUUGUCCUCAGGUAAAUUAAAUCACGAUGCAUUCACAGUGAGCUGAAGUGCAAUACUUUAUAAAAUAUGUCAUUCCUCCUUUAUUUUUCACAUUUUAUACUUUGUAUAUGGGCAAAGCCAAAUUAAGUUGAAUUCAGAUUAAUUCCAGCAUUGGAUUAAAUAAGCAAACUUAAUGUAAAUGUACAAACUAAAUAAGACAGAAGUUAACAAUAUUGAAAUACUUUAAGAAUUUCAUUGAAAAUUGUCUUGAAUGUCCUAACAUAGGUUAUGUGUCUUGCACACACACACACACACACACACACACACACACACACACACACACACACACGGUGGGCUAAGACAACACAGACUCUUAAAAUGCACUUUCUACCUGUUCGCUAUGGAUAGUAGAUGCUGAAUACCUCGAGAUUCCAAGGGAACGGACAAUGUUAGGAAGUUGUCACAACAUGCUUCAAGGUGGCUAUAUCCAAUUAUCUGCUGAUCUAUUUCUUCAGAACUGGAACUGUCCUUUUGUCUUCUACUUUAAUUAGGAAGUUGUUUUAUUUCUUCUUUUCCUUAAAAUAUUUUCAGCUUUUUAAUAACUAUUGUAGUAACUUCAUAAGAAUUUAACAGUAGGUAAAUCUUUAAAAACAUGGUAUUGUUAAUCUAUCUUUUAAAAGACUGGUACAAAGCCAAAUAUUUUUCUUCUUUUUGUGAUACAAAGGAUUUAAAAUUCAAUCAGAAACAUAAAUACACAGCAUUUGUUUAUAAGUUCUCUUAUUAUAACAAAUUAAGUUUUUCUAGUACAGACAUUAGCCUUGGUAGUAAGAUGACAACCUAACAAUAUAGUCUACAAUAGUAGUUUUUUUUUUCCCCAUUACUUGAUUUUUCAGAAUGCCAACUAUUUAUUUUGAACUGUAUUGUCUUUAUUAAUCUUUGGGUUAAAGGUGGUAACUAUUUUCUAGUUAAGCAUCCCUUAAAUAAAGUUCCUGUUUGACCAAGUAAACAGAUUUUUUUGAAUCUUCUAAUAAAGUAUCUUUUAACUCUACUGCUUGACUAUACUGAAUCUGAGAUUUGUAAGUUUAUUAUCCUUGUCACUUACUAAGGUACCUAAAUUCUUAACAUUUGUCUUCUUAUUUACAUCACCAAAGACAAAACUCUGACCCAAUUUUUGCUUACAACUUCCAAAGCACUAGGAGCACUUUAAGUUUAGUCUCGAAAGAAGGAGCCGUUUAUAAAAUCAAAGGGCUGCCAGUUCCCUGUUCACCCUGCACUGAAGCACAUGAUGACAAUUUCAACCCUUCCUCUUAUGUUAGUUAAGUAGAAAAGUGAAUUUCAUUGCUUACCUGUAAUUCUAAAGUGAUUAGCAACAUCUGUUACCAUUUAUUUCCUUUGGGUUGCCAUUCAUUUUGGAACUCUUACCACCACUUAUAACUGUAGCUGAUUGUAAUUUUAUGGAUGAUGUAAUUUAUAGCUAAAGUGGCUUUUUUUACGCAUAACUGCCUUUUUAUUGUUUAACAGUGUUCCUCAGCUAUACAGUCAGUUCAAACUGGUGACAAAUGUAUAGCUGUAGCCAAUGAAUGUAUUUAUCUGUUGUUUCACUAAAUUGUAAUAAAAUACUACUGUUAAAGGGUGUGCUUUUAUUAUUGGAGGUGUGGUUUUCUUCCUUUCCCUUAAUGGAUUCUACUGAAUUUCUAGCACAUUAGAUAAGCGCCCUAGUGUCAACAUAAGAAGAGGAAAAUCCCAUUACAAAUGGUAGUUGCUUAGUAAAUAAUGAAUUAUAUCUGGAUCAUAACACCUAUGAUAUGAACCGAUUUGAUACAAAAUAACAUUACUUUAGAAUGCCAGUGUUAUUAGGCAGGGAAUAUUCAAGCAUUCAGCUAAGAAAAAGCCUCGUGAUACAAGGGCUGGAGAGAGAGCUCAGAGUUCAGAACACUGACUGCUCUUGCAGAGGACCCAGGCUUGAUUCCCAGCAUCCACAUGGCAGCUACGAAUUGUCCUUAACUCCAGUUCCAGGGGAAUCUGAAGCCCUCUUCUGACCUUCGCGGCAUUGCACAACACAGGUGCACUCACAUAUAUGCAGCCAAUACACUCGUACACAUAAAAAUAAUAUUUAAAGAAAAAGCCUCAUGAAACAGUUUACAUCUCCUUCCUCCUGAGAAUCAUGAGUCUAUUUCAUCAAGAAACUCAUGAGAUGUUGCAUCUUCCCUUGGAAAUACUUUUUUUCCAAAAUUUUAUGACUGACCAAAAAACAAGGUUUUAACACAAUUUGAUCUUUAUCAAGCCCCUAAAGUCUAAUUCUUUGGGAGUCUACUGACCCAUGCUGUAAAGCAAAAGGAAUUAAAGGUAUUUGCAGUGAAGGUGUGACCUCUAGUAUAACAAAAUUGUCACUUUAGCCCAAUUUAUUCAACACACAUUUAUUAAAUGUUCAUAUGCCAAAAUGAAUAAAGUCCCUUUUCCUGCCCUUAAGGAGCUCACAUUCUAGUAUGGGAUACUUUAAAAAUGAAACAAUACAGUACAAUAAGUGAUACAAUAGAGGUAGGUUGCAAUUACAGUGGUGACACAGGAAGGAGUGGGGCAAGGGUGCGUUCACAGGGAUGCCCAUCCUAGGCCUGCAAGAAUGCAUGUAAUUUCCCAGGUGGGAAAGGCGGCUACAAAUUCAGCAUUUACCAAGUAUGGAUGUCUGACUCUACGGGACUUUUGAAAAACUUCCUCUUUCAUCAGAACACUGAGACACACAUAGGAGGGCCUUGGGCACCAAGCAAGCUUUCUUUUCCAAGAAAGCACUUGAAGUCACUGACAGGUGUUAAGUAGAAUGCUUCUAGAAAGCCUAGUCUAGUAACAAGGACCGAAAAAGGGAAGAUGGGGAAAUAAGUUUAUUUAGUCCUUUAGAUAAUAGCAAUAAAAACAAACUACAUCCAAAAAGUGGUGGUAAAAUCAGGAGGAUUUAGACAAAAAUCUGUGUAGGAAGAGAGGAAUGAACAGUCAAAACUUGGAAGGGUGAUGGUUCUGAAAUUAACCAAGUAAGGAACACAGGUAUCAGUAGGUUUUGUGACAGGGCUGGAGAGGCAGCUCAGCAGUUAAGAGCACUUGCUACUCUUGCAGCUACUCUUACUAUCCCAGGUUUGAUUGCUGGCACCCACAUGGUGGCUAAUAACCGUAACUCCAGUUCCAGAGGAUCCAGUGCCCUCUUCUGUCCUCUGGGGACACAAGACGUGCAUAUGGUACACUUAUACAUAUGCAGGCAAACACUCAUAAAAAUGAACAAAUGAUAAAGAGUUGCUUUUGUUGAGAAUAAUUGUGACUGUUGAGUACAGGAGGAAAAUGAAUUGAGAAGUUUGAGGUAAAGAUUAAGGAUUAGAAUCGCUGGAUGAGAAUUUACCCAAGUGAAGAGAGACAUGGUGGCCAAGAACAAAAGGAAGGUCUGAGGAAUGGCAUUUAGGAAUAAAUGAAGAGACCAAAAGAAAGGAGUCCAGGAGCAAGCAGAAUACAAGGGACCGAGAACACACAGCCUUGUUUUGUUUUGUGAGACACGGUCUAUGUAACCCUGGUUGGCCUGGAACUUGCUAUGUAGACCAAGUCAAAUAAGAAAUGGUUUGUGAAAUGACCUGUAGAUUUUUUAAAUAUUUUUAUUUGUAAUUAUUUGUAUAUAUGCACAUGAAUGCAGGUGCCCACAGAAGCCAGAGGCAUUGGACUGCCCAGGAGUUAAAAGUUAUAGGUGGUUGUGAGCUGCCUGAUGUGGUUGUUGGGAAUUGAACUUGCCUCCUCGGAAAAGCAGAAUGCUCUCUUAACCACUGAGCCAUCUCUGUAGCCCUGAACUGUAGAUUUAGAAUUAAAUUUUAGACUUCACUAGGAGGGACUGAGGAGAACACAGGCCAAAUACCAGCUCUUGGUUAAGAAGCAAGUGGGAGGUAGCAAGUGAAAGUAAAGAGUUUUCAAAAAGACUGGCUGCCGGAAAAAAGGAGAGCAGGCAUAAGGUGGAGUCAAGUACGUAUACAAAACUACCUACACACAUUCACCACACUUUCAGGGUAAAACAAACGUCCUUAAACUUUUUUAUAUGAUGAUCACUUUGUAUCCCCAAGAAGACUGACUGAAUUAGUGGGUUGAGAUCUUUCAUUUGCUG
Molecule: messenger RNA, 6362 nt
Organism: Nannospalax galili (Upper Galilee mountains blind mole rat)
Lineage: Eukaryota; Metazoa; Chordata; Mammalia; Rodentia; Spalacidae
Gene: Gpr137c
Product: G protein-coupled receptor 137C
Exons: 7
Coding region: 84-1358 (424 amino acids)
Biological process (GO): positive regulation of TORC1 signaling
Cellular component (GO): lysosomal membrane
Source: RefSeq, a predicted model, not a curated record